CCCAAAUCUUUCAAGAUCCAAUCUUUCUUCCUUCGAACAAAAAACCCAUCUCCAAAAAUGCCACCCACAACCACAACUUACGGCACCAUCACCUCCAGCCCAACCUCCACUUCUUCACGUGCCAAACACAUGCGCCGCCCAUGGCAGAACUUGUCUCCCUCUCCUCCUUCUCCCUCCCCAUCUCCUAUGGCGAUGCCAAAGCCCGAAUAAAACUGAGCCUCUCUUACUUCCGCGUAAACUACGUAAUCGUAAUGCUAACAAUCGUCUUCUUAACUCUCCUUUGGCACCCAACUUCAAUGAUAGUUCGUUUGAUUACUUUCAUUUUCUGGUGGUUUUUUUACCUCUUUAAUGACAACCCAGUUGUUUUUUCCAACAAAACGGUGGAUGAUAAUGUUUUCUUGGGGGUUUUGAGUUUUGUUACUGUGGUUUCAUUGGUUUUGACUCAUGUGGGUGUUAAUGUUUUAGUGGGUUUGAUUAUUGGGGUAGUUGUUGUAGGUGUUCAUUCUGCCUUUAGAAGAACUGAAGAUUUGGGUUUUGGUGGGGUAGAAGAAUAG
Molecule: messenger RNA, 554 nt
Organism: Durio zibethinus
Lineage: Eukaryota; Viridiplantae; Streptophyta; Magnoliopsida; Malvales; Malvaceae
Source: RefSeq, a predicted model, not a curated record